CCCACCUCCUGUCCCCAGCUGGGCCAAGUCCUCUACAGGUUCCAGAUGUCUGGUCUCAGAGUGGGGGAGCUAUCUCUGGAGAAACUUUCCUCGUCAAGCGGCCCAGGCAAGAUGUGCUGGCUGCUGCUCUGGGGAGUCCUCCACGUUUGCCCCACUCAGGGCUCCACGCUGCUGGCCUGGCGGCUACCCCAGCAGCUGACGUCUCCUGGAUACCCACAACCCUACCCCAGAGGCCAGGAGAGCAGCGCUGACAUCAUGGCUCCAGGGGGCUUUGCUGUGAGGCUGCUCUUUCAGGACUUCGACCUGGAGCCAUCCCAGGACUGUGAAGGGGACUCUGUCACUAUCUCAGGCAGUGGGAUGCUUCCAAGCCGGCUCUGUGGUCAACAGGGCUCUGCUCUCAACAGCCCUCCUGGUCAGAAAGAGUUCGUGUCCUCUGGCAGGCAUUUGAAGUUGACCUUCUGGGCGCACAAUUCAUCCCAGGAGCAGCCCAACCACCUCCACAAGGGCUUCCUGGCCAUCUACCAAGCUGUGGCUUGGAGCUGUGAGCCCCUUGGUAAGCCCAGUGGGAGCACUGUGGGCCCCCUCACUGCCAGGGCCACCUGCUCCACCAUCCAGACGGACUGCCAGGAGCCCUAUUACCAGGUGGUACCCGCUGGGAUGCUCAGCUGCCCAGUCCAGGGAGCCUGGGAGGACAGACAGGACAGGGAGGAGAGCCCUCAGUGCGUGCCUGUGUGUGGACGGCCAGUCACCCCUCUAGCCCAGCACCCAGAGACCCUCGGCCCUUCCAGAGCUCCACUGGGCAGCUUCCCCUGGCAAGCCUUCACUGUCAUCCAUGGCCGUGGGGGCGGGGCCCUCCUGGGUGACAGGUGGAUCCUCACUGCUGCCCACACCAUCUACCCCAAGGACAGCGCCUUUCUUGGGAAGAACCAGAGUGUGGACGUGUUCCUGGGCCACACACACAUAGAUGAGAUGCUGCAACUGGGGAACUAUCCUGUCCGCCGGGUCGUGGUACACCCUGACUACCGCCAGCAUGAGUCCCACAACUUUGAUGGGGACAUUGCCCUCUUGGAGCUGCAGCACAGGGUCGCCCUGGGCCCUCAUCUCCUCCCAGUCUGCCUGCCGGACACUGAGGAGCUUUACCGCAGUGGCCUGUGGGGCUAUGUCAGUGGCUUUGGCGCAGCCAUGGGCUGGAUUACCACGGAGCUGAAAUACUCCAGGCUGCCAGUGGCCCCCAGGGAGGCCUGUGAGGCCUGGCUCCGGGAGAAGCAGCGGACUGAGGUGUUUUCAGACAAUAUGUUCUGUGUGGAGGAUAAGAUGCCAAGCAACAGUGUCUGCCAGGGGGACAGUGGUAGUGUCUAUGUGUUGUGGGAUGGUCUCACCCACCGCUGGGUGGCCACGGGCAUUGUGUCCUGGGGUAUUGGAUGUGGCAAGGGGUAUGGCUUCUACACCAAAGUCCUCAACUAUGUGGGCUGGAUCAAGGAUGUGAUGGGUAGCAGGGAUUGAGUGUGGGGCUCACAGGCAGGGACUGGACACUGAUUCCACAGGGUUGGGAAUGAAAUGUAAGCCCUUCAAGCGAUGGCUGUGGCCAGGCACCAGGUGGAGAAACCCUCCUCCCCACCACAUAGCAGGAAGUAGCACCCAACAGCCCUGUCCCUCCUCUCUACCUUCAAAUGUGUUUGUAACAGGGGAGCCCUGCACAUCUAAGCAACUGUCACCUGCAAUCUUGCAUCCCCCUCCCGCAGCUUUUCUGCACUUACCUGUGGAAGAAGCGCCUUCUGAUCCUCUAUUCAGGUGAUGCGUGGAGAAGGAAUCAUGACAUUUUAUUCCUGAAAUGCUCCAAGGAGCCUUUAAUUGACCUUCAGAUAAUCAAACUGUUGGCUUGUCCCCUACCACAACUCUUACACACAAUAAUAGUAAUAGCUCAAGCUUCAUUUCACACCUUUGACACGCGGACUCUUCUCCUGUUAUUCCACCUCAUCCUCACACAUUUGCAAAAGAUGCAUUUUUAUCCACAGCUUACAAAUGAGGAAGCUGCAGCUCAGGGAAAUGUAUUAACUUGCAAGAGCCAGCCAGCACAGAAGCGAUUUUCCUUCCAGUAUCCGGGCUACCUCUGCCAUUGUCCCCAGGACCUACCUUCCCUGUCCUAGUCCCCGAUUCUUGCAGAUUCUGUCCUUCUUUCUCUGCUUCUGUGAAGUGGGCAUCACCUUCCCCUAGCUCCUGGGCUGGGACUUGCUGCACACACAUUGGCUGUUGUCACCUGUGAAUACCACAAAUCACAGGAGACAGUGAAUUUGUCAGCUUUGACAAUCAAGUUUGUUGUAUAACCAAAGGCUGAAUUUAUUUUUGGCCGGGCAUGGUAGCACACACCUGUAAUCCCAGCACUCCGGAGGAGGAACACUGAGUUUAGGACAGC
Molecule: messenger RNA, 2413 nt
Organism: Octodon degus (degu)
Lineage: Eukaryota; Metazoa; Chordata; Mammalia; Rodentia; Octodontidae
Gene: C1rl
Product: complement C1r subcomponent like
Exons: 6
Coding region: 46-1503 (485 amino acids)
Biological process (GO): zymogen activation
Cellular component (GO): blood microparticle
Molecular function (GO): serine-type endopeptidase activity
Source: RefSeq, a predicted model, not a curated record